AUGGAUAAACAUGACGAUCCGGAUACAUUCCGCUUUGACACUCACUUCAAUGCGCCACCAGACCUCUUGAGAAAGAGGUUGCUCAAUCACAGUAAUGUAGUGUUUGGAUACUAUUUCAAUCAACUAUUAAUAUCUGGUUCACUACCAGACAAUGUGACCAGUCUGACUGUUGGGGACUCAUUCGACCGUCCCAUCCAACCAAACACUUUGCCACCGGCACUAAGAAAGCUACAUUUUGGACAUACCUUUGACCAACAGUUGUUGCCUGGAGGUCUUCCGAAUUCAAUCAUUACGAUCACAUUUGACAGACUCUUCAAUCAGGAGAUUCCAGUCGGUUCCCUCCCUGCGUCAUUGACCAGUUUAAGGCUAAGCCGUAUGUUCAACAGAGCCUUUCUUGUUGGAUCACUUCCAGAGACACUUAUUGAGCUGGAUGUGGGCGAAGACUUUAAUCAACCCAUCGAUCCAGGUGCUCUUCCUGCCUCACUUAUAAGGUUGAGGUUUGGUGAGAUGUUCAACACCUCUUUGUACAAACAAUCUCUGCCACUUGGUCUGUUGGAGCUCAAAUUUGGACGCGUCUAUUCAAAGAAGUUUGAUCAUCCACUGCCUCCAGCACUCAGAAAACUCAACUUAUCUGGUUCAUCCUACAAUCAUCCAUUCGCAUCUCGUAUACUACCAAGUACACUUGAUCAUUUAAUACUUGGACGUGAUUUCAAAUGUGACAUCGAGGUGCCACUCCCAUCCAGCAUCACCAGAUUGUCCUUUGGAGGUUUCGCCAGGCCAUUGACAAUUGAUACACUGCCAUCUUCGCUCCAAAGACUGACCUUUGGAUCAGAUUUCAAUCAUCCUGUGGAGCCAGGCAUACUGCCAAGGUCUCUUACGAAACUAUCAUUUGGCAAUCAAUUCAUAUCUACAUUCAACCCAGGCUUGCUACCCUCCCUAAGCGACCUCAUCUUCACUGGCCAAUUCAACCAACCCUUGUCUUUGGCCAAUCUAUUACCAUCACUCACUUGCUUGACAUUGUCCUGCAAUUAUGUACAGCCAUUGGCAAGAAAUAUGUUCCCAGCCAGUCUACAGACAUUGAAGUUUAAAUUCGUGAACUCUAGAAAGAACAUCAAGUCCCAGAGCGACGCUCCAUACUGUCAUGAUCUGUUGGACUUUAGUAAUGUCAACAUCCAUAUAGUAAUUUGGCUCGAAGAUCAUAUUAUGUACCUGCGAGUCAUGGAUGACGACUACUCAUUAAUAUUGUCUGACAACUUUGAAGGCAGGAUUGUUAAGAACACAACAGUAUUCGUAGACUAA
Messenger RNA from Acytostelium subglobosum LB1, 1299 nucleotides. RefSeq lists its product as hypothetical. Bases 1 to 1299 code for a protein of 432 amino acids. NCBI's taxonomy places the organism in Eukaryota, Evosea, Eumycetozoa, Acytosteliales, Acytosteliaceae. The record is from RefSeq and is a predicted model, not a curated record. The transcript is spliced from 2 exons.